Pseudoliparis swirei is the source of this 1435-nucleotide messenger RNA. It is a transcript of the gene fap, whose product is annotated as fibroblast activation protein, alpha. Gene Ontology annotation, molecular function: serine-type endopeptidase activity; dipeptidyl-peptidase activity. The record is from RefSeq and is a predicted model, not a curated record. The annotation marks the transcript as partial. NCBI's taxonomy places the organism in Eukaryota, Metazoa, Chordata, Actinopteri, Perciformes, Liparidae. The transcript is spliced from 11 exons. Gene Ontology annotation, biological process: proteolysis.
ACUGACGUGAGUUGUUUGUUUAUCAGGGUUAUUAUUGGAAGCAGCCCUUCUGCUCCUCUGUGUCUCACCUGUGACCUGCGUAAGGACAGGUGUCAGUACAACUCAGCUUACUUCAGCUCUGACGCCUCAUACUACCGAAUGGACUGCUACGGACCUGGGUUGCCCAUCUACACACUCAUGGACAACAGGGGCUCAGGUGCAGAGCUCUCCAUUCUCGAAGACAACAGUGAACUGCAAAACAUCCUGUCAGAAAUUCAAAUGCCAACAAUGAAGUACGGCACAUUAAAGGUUGCAGGAUAUGAUCUUUGGUAUGAAAUGAGUUUACCACAAAAUUUCAAGAAGUCUAAAAAGUAUCCUCUUCUGAUUGAUGUGUAUGGAGGGCCUUGCAGUCAAGAGGUGGACUAUCGUUUUAACCUGAACUGGGGCACGUACCUCACCAGUUCAAACGAGAUCAUCAUUGCCAGCUUUGAUGGAAGGGGAAGCGGUUACCAAGGUGAUGAAAUAAUGCACGCAAUCUACAAACGCCUUGGGACGUUCGAAGUGGAGGAUCAGAUAUCAGCAGUGAGGAAAUUCAUCGACAUGGGUUUUAUCGACCCAGACAGAAUAGCAAUCUGGGGCUGGUCAUAUGGUGGCUACGUCACCUCAAUGGCCUUGGGUGCUGGAACUGGACUCUUCAAAUGUGGAAUCGCAGUCGCCCCAGUGGCCAAGUGGGAAUAUUAUGAUGCAGUGUACACCGAACGCUACAUGGGCAUCCCCGCAGAAAAUGCUGAGUCUUACAAGAAUUCCACAGUGACAGCCAGAGCAAUGAACUUCAAAACAGUAGACUAUCUAUUGGUUCACGGCACAGCAGAUGACAAUGUCCAUUUCCAGCAGGCAGCACAGAUCUCCAAAGCUCUGGUGGACAAGCAAGUGGACUUUGAGACGAUGUGGUACACAGACAAGGACCACGCUCUCAGGGGAUCCGCCUUUUAUCAUACAUACACCCUCAUGAGCCACUUCCUGAAGAAAUGCCUCAUUUAUCCCAAAUAGAUUUGAAGAAUGUGACAGCAUUUCUUUUCUAAUUUGUGUAUCUUUUGUGUCAGAAAGAACAUAUUAGUCCAUAUUUGUUUUAGUGUUUUAUCCAUGUGUGCAUGGAUGUUUAAAUGCUCACACAUUUGUACUUUAUAUGGAUUAUGGAUAUUUGUCAAUAUAGCUGACAUUGAAAACACACUAAAAGCCGUGCAUGCAUUUAUGUUUAAAACAUUUUUUUAAUGUGAUUUCAUACAAUAGAUCAAUUGCACAGUACUGAUUUGUAGUGUGAGUGUUAUAAUGUGUGUAGUUGUCAUGUUCUAUUGAAUGAACAUUGUUUUAAAAUAAAACUGAUUGAUUACUUUUCCAGAUGAUUUUGCCACAGAUCUUUUGGAUAAAUAUUACAAUAAAAAAUAAUGGAGUGAUG